Molecule: messenger RNA, 711 nt
Organism: Protopolystoma xenopodis
Lineage: Eukaryota; Metazoa; Platyhelminthes; Monogenea; Polystomatidea; Polystomatidae
Source: the annotation of a GenBank genome assembly
AUGAAGCUCGGUCAAGCCGCAGCUGCAGUGGCCAACUCGCGUGUCGUUGAUCGACAUGAGGAAGAUAUCACAACGCCGACCACCGCCUCUACAAUCUCACAGACUUGCCAACAGGGUCAGAAGCUUCAGUCCAUCCCAAAAAUUUCUCCCGGAUCUGGUACAGGUGUGGUGGCCACCGCCUCACUCUCAUCAUCCUUUUCUCUGCCUAGACAGACUGACAGCAUCAGUAUUAAUUUUCAAGGCGGCCAUCAGCAAACGGGCUUAAUGGGUGGCGCCAGCGGCUGGCAGACUGGCUCGGAAGCAGGUACAGCCUCUCUCUCAGACAAUCAUCAACAACAGCAGCAGACUUUUGCUUCUGAGUGCACCAGUAGAAAUCCUUCGGGAGCUGGUAUAGCUAUAGCAGCAGCAACAGCAUCAACACCUCGCUACUACUCUCAAGCUAUGGCCAACUCCUCGGGUCUGAUUUGCCUCGGCAAUGCAGAAAAAAUGGGGCUAUUUGACGGUUCCGCUCCUCCACAGCCAGCUAAGCGUCAUAGCUUGUUACAAUCGAGCCAGCGAGAUGCAUCAACCGGAGUAGUAGUUGGUCCUGGGCACUUACUCGAUACUGUGGAAACUGUGGUAUGCAGUCAAUUAUUGAUUAAUUUGGUAAAAAAUAGACAAAUAUCUGAUAACUCAUUGAAAGGCUCAUUUACUAAACAUUCAAUAGUGUAA